Messenger RNA from Anopheles bellator, 2087 nucleotides. RefSeq lists its product as uncharacterized. Lineage: Eukaryota; Metazoa; Arthropoda; Insecta; Diptera; Culicidae. The coding region runs from base 60 to 1472 and encodes 470 amino acids. The record is from RefSeq and is a predicted model, not a curated record. The transcript has a single exon.
AGCAAUGCCGAUUUUAUUCUCAUUUUCGGUAGAACUUAAUCCGAAAUAGUGUAUCUUUCAUGAACUAUAAGUUGUGUGUUGAAUUUGGCAUUGCAUUCAAAGGAGCGGAGCAUCAUAGCGUGUGGAUAAAAAGAGUAAAAUCGCACGCACUCGAAACACACAGUACUACAAUGCGUAAAUAUCAGCAGCUUGCACUUGUUCUGCUAUCAAUCACGUGCGUAGUGAUACUCCUCGUAUAUAAGAGCGAAAACAACCGGCUAAAGUAUGUGCUAGAGGUAGUCAAUAUUUUCGGACGCAACGACGCGGCUAGUCUGAUCCGAAUCGAUAACAGCAGUCGAUUGCACAGCUUAUCGUACGAUUUGGAUAAACCCCUCCCUGCCUGGCAGCGUAUCGGCGAUGGUUUCUUCGUGUACUCGUCAUUUUGGCAAAAGAACGAACUGGCCGCCGGUGGCACAGUGAUCAGCAUCAUUGUCGGGCUGGAGCAGGCGAUUGUAAACUUCAAAUGCCAGAUUCAGCACGACACAAAUGAUCUUGUCACUGGGAAGCUACUAUUCACGCGCAUCGAACGACCCAACACUGGCUCAGUGAAAAAUCCCAGCGGAGAGUCUUUUGUGGUGUAUAAAUUUUUCUGCAAGCUCUCCCGUGAUUUUGGCCAACCAACAGAAGUCAUCUACACCGAUGUGAAUCAUGCUAUCAAUCGUUAUGUUCCUUUGCGUGUUUUAGAGAGCCGAUCUGUACGACAACGCAUGACAAUUACAGCCUGCGUUGACAUGAACGAUUAUCGUGAACUUGAAGAAGACGUGCGACACCCCGCUGCUGCUGUACUUCAAUAUUUUCUGCAUCAUCAGAUUGUUGGCGUAGAAGACUUUAUUGUGUACAACAGCAACGCUCUGAAUGGAGCAACCGCCUCGUUGCUUUACAAUCAUGGCAUCAAAAUCAAUCUGCUGCCGUAUAAUUUUCCUUUCGAUCUGAGCAACCGGCAGCAGAAUCAAAUGAUCAUCGAAAUGGACUGCAUGAUGCGAAACUACAAUGCCGCCAAGUUGACGUUCGUCGGGAAGAUUAACGAGUACCUUUAUCCGAGCUCGCGACUUCGACUUAACAACCCGUUCCUUAAUUACGCCUGGAAGGUGUCGAGCGACGUAUCCCGUUUUGCUGUCAGCACACGCUCCGUAUGCAUAGAUUCACGCAAGAAGAUAUUCUCCGACAAUUUACUGUAUGAUGUGGACGCUCAUUCGGACAGCGAGGGGCAAUUUUAUGUAUACAAACCUCAGCACUACAAUCGGUCUGCCGGAGGAACAGUCGAUCUCAUGAAAACGCUUGAUGUCGAACGAAACAUGCUGUUUGUUCAUCGGUACGGAGGCAAAUGUCGCAGCAAGGCGAACCUACACGAAUGGACGGUGGGACUACAAGGGAACUUUUUGCAGUAUAUCGUGGAUGUUGGGCGCGAGCUAAACAAACUAAUCUUCCGAUAAAUCUGGAAAGAGUUCCAACGAUCACGACCACGAUAAAGAAAAGGGCACCAACAAAGUUGUCCUGAUCAGUGCCACCAGCAAACAGAAUGCGAAAGAAUGAAAACGGAACCAUCCAAGGUAGCUGUCGUUUGUCAAUGAAGAAAUUGUAUUAGACAACUUGAGAUCGCUGAGACUUGAGACAGUCAGAAACGAAAAAUGGUUCAAUGUUUCAUUUGAUAUUUUAACGUAACAUGACGUGGGAAACGUGACGCUUCGGAAUGUUAAAACUCAGAUUUUGGUUGAGUUGUUCCUUGCAUUUCGUACAGUUGCGCUUGCCUCGUUUGAUUUUUGGAACUCGAAAUAGAAAUGAUUCAUAUUUCUUGUCAAUAUCUUUUCAAUCGUUUCGCACUUAUUCUUGCAAGUUUUACUCAUCUGUUAGAUCUCAUUAAAAACCGUUUGAAAACUGUAAUGACAGUGUUAUGAUCGAAUGCGCCAGGCAAAAAAAAUCGAGGAUAGGUUAAAGAUCAAAUGGUGAGCAGCUACGAUUAGUACAGAACAAUAAUUAUUCAAUCAAAACAUCCCUUUCUCUAAUAAUCAAAAGUAUCCGAUCUAUUCGUAAAAAAAAUUUAGCACACA